Messenger RNA from Alternaria incomplexa, 3252 nucleotides. RefSeq lists its product as uncharacterized. Gene Ontology annotation, biological process: protein import into nucleus. Gene Ontology annotation, molecular function: nuclear import signal receptor activity; small GTPase binding. Gene Ontology annotation, cellular component: cytoplasm; nucleus. NCBI's taxonomy places the organism in Eukaryota, Fungi, Ascomycota, Dothideomycetes, Pleosporales, Pleosporaceae. The record is from RefSeq and is a predicted model, not a curated record. The coding region runs from base 1 to 3252 and encodes 1083 amino acids. The transcript is spliced from 3 exons.
AUGGACGAGCAACAGUUUGUCCAGCUGCUCGAGGGCCUCAUGGAGCCCGACACCGAGCGUGUCAAAUCCGCUACCUCUACCCUCAACAAGAACUACUACAACUCCCCCGCCUCUCUCAAUGCCCUCCUUCAGAUCCUCUGCGGCCACCCCAAGCCUCAACUCCGCCAACUGGCGGCCGUCGAGGCUAGGAAGCUGGUGACGAAGCACUGGGCCAACCUGCCUGCGGACCAGAAGAACUCUCUUCGCAACCAGCUGUUCCAGUUCACACUAAACGAGGACGUGACUCUCACACGGCACUCUGCUGCCCGCGUCAUCUCGGCUAUCGCGUCGCAAGACUUCGAAGAUGGCGAGUGGGCUGACCUACCCGGCUACCUCCAGCAGGCUGCCACCAGCAACGAGGCGCGCCACCGUGAAGUCGGUACCUACAUCAUCUUCACCACACUUGAGUCAGCGGGCGACUCGUUCCCCGGCAAGCAAGCCGAUCUGUACAAGCUGUUCAGCUCCACCAUCCAAGACCCCCAGAGCGUUGAAGUCAGGAUCAACACCAUGCUUGGUCUCAGCCGCUUAGCUAUGUUGCUUGAGCCUGACGAGAGCCCCAAGGAGCUUGCUCUGUUCCAGGAGUCUAUCCCUGGCAUGGUCAACGUUCUGAAGACUACUGUCGAUGAGGGUGACGAGGACCGCGCCAUGCAAGCUUUCGAGGUCUUCCAGACUCUUCUUGGCUGCGAGUCCGCGCUUCUCGCAAAGCACUUUGGCGAUCUCGUCCGCUUCAUGCUCGAGCUUGCGUCAAGCACCAACGUCGAAGACGACUACCGUUCCCAGGCGCUCGCAUUCCUCAUGCAAUGCGUUCGCUACAGGAAGCUCAAGGUGCAGGGUCUGAGGAUUGGUGAGGAGAUGACCUUGAAGGCUCUCCACAUCGUCACCGAGCUCGGUGACCUCUCCAGCGAGGAGGAGGAUGUCACUCCUGCCCGUUCCGCUCUUGGACUUCUCGACAUCCUUGCCUCAAGCCUACCUCCCAGCCAAGUUGUCAUUCCUCUUCUCAAGAACCUUGGCAACUACUUCCAGUCCCAGAACCCCGACUACCGUCAAGCCGGUAUUCUGGCUCUUGGCAUGUGUGUCGAGGGCGCGCCUGACUUCAUUGCUACCCAGCUCAACGAGAUCAUGCCCAUGGUCCUGCACUUGUUGGAGGACCCUGAGCUCAAGGUCCGAGCUGCCGCUCUCAACGGUGUCGCUCGCUUGGCUGAUGACCUGGCCGAGGACGUUGGCAAGGAGCACGCUCGCCUGAUCCCCGCCAUGAUCAAGAACUUCGACCUCGCCGCCAACAACAUGCAGGGUUCGGAUGACGAGCGCAACCUUUCUAUUGUCCGUGGUAGCUGCCAUGCCAUCGAUUCUCUCAUCGAGGGUCUCGAGCCAGAGGACGCUGGCAAGUACGUGCCUGAACUCAUCCCACGCUUCAGCAAGCUCUUCCACCACGAAGACCUCAAGGUGAAGAGCGCAGCUAUCGGUGCCGUUGGCUCCAUCGCCUCUGCCGCUGAGACGGCCUUCAUCCCCUUCUUCGCCCAGACCAUGCAAGAGCUUUCGCCAUACGUAAGGAUCAAGGACAGCCAAGACGAGCUCGAUCUCCGCGGUGUCACUUGCGAUUCCAUGGCCAAGAUCGCGUCCGCUGUCGGCCCUGAGCCUUUCGAGCCAUACGUUAUGCCGCUAAUGGAGGCUUCCGAGGAAGCUCUGCACUUGGACCACCCCCGUCUCAGGGAGACCAGCUACAUCCUCUGGAGUGUCCUGGCCAAGGUCUACGAGGAGGGUUUCGCUAAGUACCUUGCCGGCAUCGUCAAGGGACUCAACGACUGCCUUGAGCAGGAGGAGACCAACCUUGAUCUCGAGUUCGGUGAGGAGGCAGCAGACCUGGCCGGCCAAGAAGUUACCAUCCAGGGCCAAAAGAUCAAGGUUGCAGCUGCUAGCGAUGACGACGACGAUGACAGCGAUCUGAACGAAGCUCUCAUGGCCGGCGAUGACGACGAUGAUUGGGAUGACCUCGAGGGCGUCAGCGCUGUUGCCAUGGAGAAGGAGAUCGCGGCUGAAGUCUUCGGAGACAUCAUCACGCACACCCGCCGUGAAUUCAUCCCUUACAUGGAGUCGACUGUCACCAAGCUGCUCGAACUUGUCGACCACUCCUACGAGGGUAUCCGCAAGGCUGCUAUCAGUACGCUCUGGCGCACCUUUGCCUGCCUCUUCGGCAUGGCCGAGGGCGAUGGUAUGGGCAAGUGGCAGCCUGGUCUUCCUCUGAAGGUAGACAUUCCCGAUGAGCUGAAGAAGCUGGGCAACCUCGUCAUGACUGCCACCAUGACAAUCUGGCAAGACGAGAUGGACCGUGGCACUGUCACUGACAUCAACCGUGAUGUCGCGGCUACCCUCAAGGUCUGCGGACCGGCUAUCUUGUUGACCGACAACGGCACCGUUGUACCUGAUCUUUGCCAGCACCUGCUUGCCGUUAUCACGAAGCGUCACCCUUGCCAGCAGGAUCUCGGGGACGAGGCUGAGGAGGAGAUCAUGGAUGAAUCCUCUGAGUACGACUGGCUCGUGAUUGAGACAGCCCUUGAGGCCGUCACCUGCCUCUCUGUCGCACUUGGCGAGCAGUUCGCUGAACUGUGGAAGAUGUUUGAAAAGCCAAUCGUCAAGUACGCCAGCAGCCAGGAAUCUACUGAGCGCAGCGCUGCCGUUGGCGCCAUUGCUGAGUGUGUCGGCAACAUGGGUGCCGCCUGCACUCCCUACACCACUAGCAUGUUGAAGCUCUUCCUCCACCGCCUCUCAGAUGAGGACCCAGAGACCAAGUCCAACGCUGUCUACGGUAUUGGCCUCCUGUGCGAGAAGACGACGAAUGACGACGAGAUCCUCAAGUCAUUGCCUACCAUCUUCUCCAAGCUCGAGCCUCUGCUCGAUGCUCAGGACCAAGCACGUCUUCUUGACAACACGGCUGGAUGCGUCAGCCGGUUCAUCGCGAAACACCCCAGCAAGCUUCCCAUUGCCGAGGUACUGCCCCGCUUGGUGCAGCUCCUGCCUCUGCGCGAGGACUACGAGGAGAACAAGCCUGUGUUCGGCAUGAUUGUCAAGCUCUACCAACUCAACGAGCCCACGGUGCAGCAGCUCACGUCUACGCUGAUGCCCGUGUUCGAGAAGGUUCUCGGCCCGCCUGAGGACCAGCUCGAGGACGAGACGCGCUCGCAGCUUGUUGAGCUGGUGCAGCAUCUGCGCAAGUAG